Messenger RNA from Rotaria sordida, 303 nucleotides. The record is from the annotation of a GenBank genome assembly. NCBI's taxonomy places the organism in Eukaryota, Metazoa, Rotifera, Eurotatoria, Philodinida, Philodinidae.
AUGAGUGAUCCAGUUGAUAAUAAAGCAAAUAAUUUAAAUGAAUUACGUGCUGAUGUUGCUGAAACAACAAAUGUUUUGAAAGUAACUGUUGAUAAAUUAGUUGAUCGGGGAGAUAGAUUAGAUGCAUUAAAUGCACGAGCUGAAGAUUUAAAUACAUCAUCUUAUCAUUUUCAUGGUUCGGCUAGACGUAUACAACGAAGUAUGAAAUGGCGCAAUUAUAAAAUUACUAUUUUUAUUAUUGUUAUUGUCCUCGUUAUAAUUGGUAUAAUUGUAUUAGUUGCACUUCAUCCAUGGAAAAAAUAA